AUGACGGGUUCAAAGCAAGCGCGAGGACGAGCCUUACAGGCUGCCAAACCGUUUGCUUCCAUCUCAUCUACCACAUCUUCAGGGACCUCAGUACCUUCUUCAUCAUCAUCACCUUAUCGGCAACCAGAAUCGGUGGCGGUGAUUGGAGGAGGCAUUGCCGGUUUGACCUGUGCCAAAUUUCUUGCGGCCAACAACCGGUUUGUACCGACCGUUUUUGAUACGGGGCGACUGCGUCCAGGAGGACGAUGUUCCUCGCGAUGGCCAACGGAUAAACCGGCAGACGACGAUUCAAGAUCCUACAAGUAUCUCAAGUCCUCCAUUUUCGAUCACGCCGCGCAAAUCUUGGUGGCUCCCCGCCAGUUUCCAGAAUUUCAAAGACAAGUGGAGGAGUGGGAAACAGAGGGCAUCAUCUCGAAAUAUCCUGAAGGAACCGUCUGUAACAUUGCAGACAAGAACUAUCAGCGAGGAAAACAGCAACAACAAAAUGACAAGAAGUCAGGAGGAUUUGCCGUAAGACCCAUUAAUACCAGCAAGAAAAAUGUAAUGUACUAUGGAACCGAAGGCAUGGGAUCCAUUCCCUUGGCCAUCCAAAAAGAUUCACGUGCCAGUCUCGAGCAAGACGUUUGGGUAUCACCCUCGAAUGGAGUACGCUAUCAGAACAGCAAUAACAAGUGGAAGCUCCAAGCCAAUGGCCAGACUCUGGGAAUAUUCGAUCGAAUCGUCAUUGCCCAUAAUGGCAAAUGCGCCGACCGAAUCAUGUCUAAAACACCCGCCAAGAAGAUACACAAUCUACUGCGAGUCAACUUUGCGCCACGAGUACCACCUCAAGGUGGCAAGCGAAUGACGCUCAACUCGAUCUAUUCCUUGACAUUUGCCUUGCCCAAAAACAACAUGUUGGAUCAGGUAUUGCCCAACAACAAGUUUUACUGUGGGUUCGUCCAAAACGAACCAACCCUUAGGUUCUUAUCGUGUCAAACACGCAAAUAUCAGCAAGACAAGCCUGAUGAGGAAGUUCAGGUCUGGACCGUUCUUUCGUCCGCGCCGUUUGCCAAAAAGCACAAGGCACCACAAGAGUUCUUGCCUAAUGACGUGGUUGAAAAUGUCACCCAACUUCUCUUGCAGGGAGUCGAAAAGAGCCUCUACGUGGAAACAAAUACCAUUAUCGAUUCUGUCUUGGAAAGCCGAUUGCAAUUAUGGGGAGCAGCUGUUCCAGUCAAUGUGUGGGAGCAACAAGGCAAUGCCGACAACAGCAAAUGCAGCACGGGGUUCCUUCAUGAUGGCGACCACAAUGUCGGAGUGUGCGGUGACUGGCUUCUCGAGGCGUCGAUAGGCGGAGCCUGGGAAAGCGGUCGACGCUUGGCAGAAUACAUGGUGUCGGCGAUAGAGGAAGACCAGCAGCCAACAACGACGGCUGCAGUUGUGGGUGUCAAGGGAGCCUUUCGAAUGUCCCAGCAGGCCAUGAAAGCAGGGAUUGGAUCCUUGACUUAG
Messenger RNA from Seminavis robusta, 1488 nucleotides. The record is from the annotation of a GenBank genome assembly. NCBI's taxonomy places the organism in Eukaryota, Bacillariophyta, Bacillariophyceae, Naviculales, Naviculaceae.